GACUAGCAGCGUUGCUAGCCGCUGGGAGCUGGCCUGAAAUGCAGACCCCGCCCUCCCACUCUCAUCUGCUGAAUCAGAAUGUGCAUUUAAACCGAAAUCGCAGAUGAUGGUAUGCACUUUAAAGUUUGAGACCACUGAUCUACACCACAACUUGCUUUAGAUUCAUCCCAAUACUAGAGUCUCUGGAAGGGCGUGGCCUUAAAGACAAUGAGGGCAAACAAUGCCUUUUCCAGGUGGACGUUUGAUUUUUCUCCCAGGUGCAAAGUCACUGGGCAAGGCAGGGCCGCCGGCCCUCCCGAGCUCACUUCCGGUGCCUCCGGGGCGGGACCGCCGGCAGUCACAGCCCUCCCGCCCUCAGGUGCGGUUCGUUUACUCCACUGGACUGGGAGCCAGGCGGGUGGCUGCACGUGGACACACGUGGACGCUGCCCGCCCAGCCUCCAGUUCCGAAGGCACAAGACGCGGGAAGAGAAGACGGCCGGGCUUCGCGCCCCGGUCCCGGGCACCGCGGACUUGCAUCGUAGACCCGAGGCCGUCACCUUCCUCACCACGUCGGUCAGGUAGACCGUGGUCCAGCCGCACCCCCAUAGGAGCACCACCACAGCGGAAAACGGAGAAAAGGAGAGCCCCAGCCAAACCACCUGCGGCACCUGCAAUCCCAGCGUCUGCUCUUCCGGAUUCCUGAACUCCAGAACUGGAAGGUCCUGCUCUCUAAUUAAAUU
This is a messenger RNA of Cervus elaphus (red deer), 721 nucleotides long. Its product is annotated as fibrosin-1-like protein. The transcript is spliced from 2 exons. Lineage: Eukaryota; Metazoa; Chordata; Mammalia; Artiodactyla; Cervidae. Bases 208 to 684 code for a protein of 158 amino acids. The record is from RefSeq and is a predicted model, not a curated record.